AUGAGAACCACAGACACAAUGUCCACAGACGUGAGAGAGGUGCUUCUGGAGGUUUACGUCAAUGACGCCUUCUACUUCGGUGACACCUACUGGGCAUCAGAUGAUAAAGAUGUGCAGCUGGAGUUUGAGAUCACCGAUGACAUCUACGACCUUAUCAGCGGCAGUGCAUCUCGAGAGUUAGAUGUGCAGCUGGAGGUUGUGACAGUGGAUCAUGUCUCAGGCAGAUACUGCAGUCCAGGAGAGAUGCGUGUGCAGCUGGAGGUUAAUAUGAGAGUAGAAUAUGCUACAGUGAGGAAUACGAAAAAAACCUUCCUCCAGAACGACAGAUCGAACUCAGCAUGGCCUGAGAUGGAUCUGAAUGUUCGUGAACCAAAACCUAUUGAGGAUUUGGUUGCUCCUCCUAAAUGGGAUCUGGUUGAUGCAGUGGAACUGUACACCCCGAGUCCUAGCGUUCCUGAGCCGGACUCUGAGGAGGAUCUGGAUGAUCCUCUUGAACGUGAAUGGGACAAGGACUCGAUGGAAUUAUACGCCCCGGGUUCAAGUGUCCCUGAGCCAGACGCUGAAGAGGAUCUGGUUGAUUCAGUGGAAUUGUACCUCCCGGGUCCAAGCGUUCUCAAGCCACGACCUGAAUGGGAUCUGGCUACUCCAGUGGAUUUGGGUGCACCAAGUCCAAGCGUUCUUGAGCCAGAGUCUACAGUGUUAUCUGAACUUGCAAGUUUGGAAAACUACGUCCCUUUAAACAUGCUCCAACUAGAGGAUCGUUUGAAGCAGUGUACACUGCUCAAACAAAGACAUGUCACCAAUGUCUGGCCCAGGGUCUUCAUCGGAGACGAAGAGGCUGCAACAGACCGAGAUAUGCUGCAGGAGAUGUGCAUCACUCACAUUCUGAACGCUGCAGCGCCCAAAAAGGACUUGAACUACUUCUUGGGAAAAUCUUAUGUUGAAGAUCUAGAAGGAACAGUCAAUACAGGGUCCAGAUAUUACAGAGGCUUGCACAUCAAUUAUUACAGCUUGCCUACAACGGACAGACACUGUUCUGACAUCAGCAAGUGCUUCAUGCCAGCUGCAAAAUUCAUUGACAAGGCCGUGAAUAAGCCAGGAAGUAAGGUGUUGAUUUGCUGCAAGCAGGGUGUCGACCACUCUGCGACUCUGUUUCUGGCAUAUCUGAUGAUCUGCCAUGACAUGAUGGUGGAGGAUGCCAUUGAUGACGUCAUAAAGUCGAGACGCAUCCAGCCCUCCAGAGACUUCCUGAAGGAGCUGAUGCUCCUCAAUGCUGACCUUGUGAACAAGCGAAAACUAAAGCUAGAGGACAUAAAAAAAGGCAAAAAGAGGAGAAAAUGGCAGCUAAAAAAGAAGUGCGUUCCCAACAUGUGGCGUUUCGAGAUCGAGAUAUAUUUAAUCUGUACAGACAGUGUGUAUCAGAUAACAUUACAGUUCAAACUGACAUUACCAGAUACGGAUUACUUAUCUGUCAGUAUGAGAACCACAGACACAAUGUCCACAGACGUGAGAGAGGUGCUUCUGGAGGUUUACGUCAAUGACGCCUUCUACUUCGGUGACACCUACUGGGCAUCAGAUGAUAAAGAUGUGCAGCUGGAGUUUGAGAUCACCGAUGACAUCUACGACCUUAUCAGCAGCAGUGCAUCUCGAGAGUUAGAUGUGCAGCUGGAGGUUGUGACAGUGGAUCAUGUCUCAGGCAGAUACUGCAGUCCAGGAGAGAUGCGUGUGCAGCUGGAGGUUAACUCUAGUGACAACAUCUCAGUCUGUGAAGUGAAAGAUUUGCAGCUGGAGAUGAACAGGAACGACAGCAUCUCAGAGCUGAAGAGUCCUACACUGGUCUCUGAAGAUCUGAGCGACCCAGCAGGACCUUCAGUGGAAGAGGCCAAUGAUCAGGGUGGCCUGGAUGCUGAGAACAGUCCAACAGGACUCACUGUCUGGGAGAUAACCAGGAAAAUGGGGGCAAUCUUCCAGCAGAUUUGUGCAGUUUUCCAGGCAAAAAUGCCAGAAACUGUUGGGCAACCUGAAUUGGAUCUUCCCGAUCCAAAGGAAUCGUUUGUUCCAGAUCCAAGUGCUCUCAAGCCAGAACCUGAAAUGGAUCUGUUAGAUACCGAGCAAUCGUGUAUCCCUGAACCUGAAGUGGAUCUCGUGGUUCCUUCUGAACCUAAACUGGAUCUGGUUGAUCCAGAGGAAGCAUGUGCCAGCCCAAAAGAAACUACCAAAGCCAUGAAGAAUAAGAAAGUUCUUGGCUUCGUUGUAACAAAGAGAGUAGAAUAUGCUACAGUGAGGAAUACGAAAAAAACCUUCCUCCAGAACAACAGAUCGAACUCAACAUGGCCUGAGAUGGAUCUGAAUGUUCGUGAACCAAAACCUAUUGAGGAUUUGGUUGCUCCUCCUAAAUGGGAUCUGGUUGAUGCAGUGGAACUGUACACCCCGAGUCCUAGCGUUCCUGAGCCGGACUCUGAGGAGGAUCUGGAUGAUCCUCUUGAACGUGAAUGGGAUAAGGACUCGAUGGAAUUAUACGCCCCGGGUUCAAGUGUCCCUGAGCCAGACGCUGAAGAGGAUCUGGUUGAUUCAGUGGAAUUGUACCUCCCGGGUCCAAGCGUUCUCAAGCCACGACCUGAAUGGGAUCUGGCUACUCCAGUGGAUUUGGGUGCACCAAGUCCAAGCGUUCUUGAGCCAGAGUCUACAGUGUUAUCUGAACUUGCAAGUUUGGAAAACUACGUCCCUUUAAACAUGCUCCAACUAGAGGAUCGUUUGAAGCAGUGUACACUGCUCAAACAAAGACAUGUCACCAAUGUCUGGCCCAGGGUCUUCAUCGGAGAUGAAGAGGCUGCAACAGACCGAGAUAUGCUGCAGGAGAUGUGCAUCACUCACAUUCUGAACGCUGCAGCGCCCAAAAAGGACUUGAACUACUUCUUGGGAAAAUCUUAUGUUGAAGAUCUAGAAGGAACAGUCAAUACAGGGUCCAGAUAUUACAGAGGCUUGCACAUCAAUUAUUACAGCUUGCCUACAACGGACAGACACUGUUCUGACAUCAGCAAGUGCUUCAUGCCAGCUGCAAAAUUCAUUGACAAGGCCGUGAAUAAGCCAGGAAGUAAGGUGUUGAUUUGCUGCAAGCAGGGUGUCGACCACUCUGCGACUCUGUUUCUGGCAUAUCUGAUGAUCUGCCAUGACAUGAUGGUGGAGGAUGCCAUUGAUGACGUCAUAAAGUCGAGACGCAUCCAGCCCUCCAGAGACUUCCUGAAGGAGCUGAUGCUCCUCAAUGCUGACCUUGUGAACAAGCGAAAACUAAGGCUAGAGGACAUAAAAAAAGGCAAAAAAAGGAGAAAAUGGCAGUUAAAAAAGAAGUGUAGAGAUAUACUAAAAGAUAUAAAAGAAAAUGUGCACAUAUAGAAAUGUCAAUAAAAUUUAUGGAUAAUGUCCUGAUAAUGAGCUGCUUUGUUUUGUAAUGUAUUUGUUUUUUACAGUGCAAAUAAAUAUCUGUACUGAUAGAUAUAAUAGAUAGGAUAGAUAUAAUCCUAUCAGCAUUGUAUUUUAUGUAUUUUAUUUAUGUACUUUAAUGAAUUGCUUACAGUGCAAAUGAAUAAGUGCACAGAUAAAAAAACGAAAUAUAGGCAUUGUUAGAUGCCACUGUUUCAUGAUAUAAUUGCUAUGCAAAGAUUUGAUUUAAAAAAAUUAAAAAAUUCAUUCACAGCUUUACAUAAAUAACAGAAAAUAAAAUGCAGAAAAUGGUAGAUGUG
Molecule: messenger RNA, 3740 nt
Organism: Carassius auratus (goldfish)
Lineage: Eukaryota; Metazoa; Chordata; Actinopteri; Cypriniformes; Cyprinidae
Exons: 9
Coding region: 1-3393 (1130 amino acids)
Biological process (GO): negative regulation of MAPK cascade; protein dephosphorylation
Cellular component (GO): cytoplasm
Molecular function (GO): protein tyrosine/serine/threonine phosphatase activity; MAP kinase phosphatase activity
Source: RefSeq, a predicted model, not a curated record